Messenger RNA from Megalobrama amblycephala (Wuchang bream), 1664 nucleotides. It is a transcript of the gene tmem44, whose product is annotated as transmembrane protein 44. NCBI's taxonomy places the organism in Eukaryota, Metazoa, Chordata, Actinopteri, Cypriniformes, Xenocyprididae. The coding region runs from base 205 to 1515 and encodes 436 amino acids. The record is from RefSeq and is a predicted model, not a curated record. The transcript is spliced from 9 exons.
CUAGAGUUUGCUUUGUAACCUCAGCCAAUCAGCUGGGUGAACGUAACACUACCUAAUUAAUAUGUAUGAGCAAAGCAUGUGGGCGUUACCAAAAACAUACAGGUGAUGGUGCUUGACGGCAGCUGGCAGCGAAUGAUAGAAGUUAAAAACACAAAAUUUUGAUUUUUUUCAGAGUUUCUUCUCCCUCAAUAGGUGACAGUAUAAAUGAAACAUAUGGAUAAAAUUACAUUCUUAGACAUUGUCCACCGAUGGAGCCCAGAGUUUGUUAAAGGUUGUCUUUCGACAUAUGAAGGACAUAUUUGCAUCUCGGCUGCUCUUUACGUCUUGUCUGCUUUUAUAUUACUUGUUUCUUGUUCACUUCUUCUUUAUCACAGAUGUAAAACGCGAAGCAACAGUUGGGGCGAUGAAGCAGUCUGCGCCUUGUAUUGUUUCGUGGGCAACUUGUGCAGCGCAGUGGGCGCUUUCCUUUCCAAACAGUUUGAUUUUCUGAUUUCUAUGGCUUCAUAUAUGGCAAUUUUGGAUGUUGUUCAUUUCCUGUCAAUAUCUUUCUCCAUUUAUUUAUGGUAUAAGUCAAAAAUGGGAAAGAAAAUGAGAAUGAUUUCCAGGAGGAGGCGGCAGAAUUUUCUAGCCGUUUGUCUGCUGUUUGUAAUGGGCGGCAGUGUUUACCUGGGUUUACCAGUUCAUUCGAGUGCAAAAAGACUAUCUCCAACCAUGAGGAGGCUACUUGGCAUCUUCCUCAAUGGCUAUACUGAGAACCUUGGUUACGUGCUGGGUCUUCUGUCCUUCACAAUAUGCUGGACUGCCAAGUUUCCCUUCGUCCUGAAAGCUAAUAGAGGAGAGCAGGGUUCUGCUGUGCAAGUGUCCUCUAGAGUUCUGUCUUCUGUUUCUGGAGCUCUGUACGGCUCUGCCAUUCUUCUCUACGACACAGAGCUAAAAUCAGUUAUCAAAGCAAUGCCAUGGAUACUCUCUGCUCUCAGCUGUGCUGUUCUGGAUCUUUCUAUUGUGGUCAUCGCCUGUUUCAGAUCCAGCCAUAAACGCCCUUCUGUCCGGUCUUUAGACUCGGAUACUGAAUCUUUACUAGGUGACUCUUCUGUCAAAGGUCAGCUGUGCAACAACAACGUUGAAUGCUGCAGGAAGAAGCAUCUCUCAGCAAGAGGCAUCUCUCCCAAAGGGACUGACAUGGGACUCUAUAUGGAUGUCAACAUACAGCCACUGAGGAAGGUUUGUUUAAAGGAGGUGACCAUCUCACGGGACGGCUCAUCGGAGAGUCUUCCUCUGAAGAGGACUGUCAGGGUCGUGCGGGUCGAUGAACAGUGUUCAUCUGGUACCUCGACUGAUUCAUCCUCUAUCGGCUCGGAACUAGAGAUCUAUAAUAAAGGAACAGGGCAGGACCUUUCUGCAUCGGAAGUGGUACAAAAUGCUUGUUCAGUCUACAGGAGAUUUGGCCCGCGACUCUGCUAUUUUAAGAGCGGGUCUGUCGCCCGCCCGAUGCAUGGAGAACAGUGGACAGGCUGAGGGGUUUCUGAACUCUGAGGAGGGGUUGUUUGUGUCUGAGCGUAUGAGUAACUAAACACUCCUGUGAGGCUAUUCAUGCCUUAAACGAAUAGUUUAGCCCAAAAUAAAAAUUGUCAUUUACUCACCCAUAUCUCGUUCCAUACACAUGA